GUGCCCGACCGGCGAAGGGACCGCAUCGCUUUCUGUGGCCAGGCCAAGACAGCGUGUAUCGUCCCGCCAAUUUUGUUUCUGAAAGCCGAAUGAAUUCUGGAAAAGCGAAUCUAUUAGCUGCUUUACGGUCAACAGUUAGAAAUAUAGAAAAAGCCCGAAUGAAAGAGUUGAUCAAUAUGAUGAAAUACAACGUGCAGUUUAGUUGUUCGUAACUAAAUCGUACCGACUUAAAGGGACACCGUGAAAACGUUGCUAUCACUCGAUUGUCACCCAUCGCGCUAGGAAUACCGCAGCAAAUAAGGAUAUCUACUAACCCCUGGAGUAUAGUGGAGUGUACCUAAUAGUGAGGAGGUGCGCGUUCUCCACUGUUUGCCCAUUCGUGCAAAUAUAUUUUUAUGAUUUUGUUUCCUUCUCGAUUUUCUCGAUCUAGGUUGGAUACAACGGAGAUGGUGGGCAGCGUUGUGACGUCAACGCAUGCUUAGCGUUAGGUUAACGUCGAGUGGGAAAAAGCAACUUGCGCCAUAACAGCAGUGAAAGCCAAGUCAGUAAGCGAGAUCCGACCAGGCCGAGAACCGCGCAUAGCGAAGAAGCUGCUGCAGGGAACGCGCUCAUCGUCGCUUGGCUGUCCUCUUUCCUUCUGUGUGUGGGUCUUCAUCACCUUGAGUGUGUGCCUGGCAUCGAACACGCGCGUUCGCUCCCCAUUAAUUAAUAUUAAUCAUAGAUUGUGAUUAUCAAUACGGCAUACAACGACACAGAGGGAGGAUACACUAUACCGUUGCUAUCAGCCUAGAACAAGCAAUAGCGGCCGCCCGGUUGGAUACUAUAGCUACUACGGCUUUGACCACUUCGAUGACUCCUACGCUAAAAGUGUAUGUGUUCUGUGCGCGAUUUUUGUCUUCACUCUUCUAAUCGUAGUUGUAACAAUCAUCGUAAUAGAAGUAAAUAUUGCCAGCGUCACUUGCGACUAGUUCCUCUCUCGGGUGGCCAUGAUAAAAAUUCCCAGGCGUCAAUAACGACGGCAGACCGCCAUUGCAUCGCAUGCCGCUGUCGUGUUCCGCGUUUGAAUCGCAUCGUAACUAGUUGAUAAGUGCUUGAAUAGAAUGGACUAGUCUGAGACAAUUGCUGGCCAUCUCUAGUAACAAUUGCGCCUAUAGUCUUGUUAGCCAACGAUCCGACACAAUUUCUCAACGAAUGCACCUACGAGCAUAGAACACUGAACGUUGAAAAUGGCGCUAGCUUAGUAAUUAAUACUAAUAAUGCUUUGUUACCUUUGCGACGGCUAGUAGGAUCUGUAGUGGUAGAUUAUAGGCGUAGCACUCGUGGUCGGUCUCGAACGGCUCGAAGCAGCAAACGACUGACAUCGACGAAGGAACGUAAUACCGCAACAGGAACAGUAAUAGGCAAGGGAAAAGGCAAGCGACGAAAGCAUCAUACGACGAAAAUUUGUCGCCGCUGGCUUCUGAUCAUCUGACUCACACGCACCAGUCAUUUGUCAUCAAUCUAUUGUCACCGCCAACCCAUUGUUGCUGAUGUUGUUUCCGUUGAUCGAAAUCCCGAUAUCAUUACAUAGUCAUCUUAGUUCGAGGCUAUUGAAUUUUCAUCGUUGUUGCAUAUCGAUCAGUGGCAGGUCGAGUCAAAGCUUGUCCUAUCCAUAGGCUUUCCAUGCUACCACGUGCUACUCGUUCGGUAUAAAUUCACCAUGUAUGUGUCAGAGUCGUUGUUGUUAUUCUUGUUAUUAUUACCAGUGAUGAGCCACGGAGAGUAUUUGUCGUAGGCGAUGAUCGUGCGAGAGUGAAAAGGGGGCAGAAUUAAGGACGAGCAUAAUUGUGUGCUGUAUAGGUGUGAAUGUGUGUGUUGACCUAAUAGUGAUACAGAAAGAAAAGGCAGGAGUGUGAAAGAAACAAAGAUUAGAUAAGCUCUACAAAAGGAUACCGUGCUCGCGACUGGUUACGUAUUGGUAUAAGAAGAUUUCAAAGCAAGAUAGCCUGUUUGUUCGUACGCCUUUUGCUUGCUUCAUCCCACUAUUACACGCUACAUUCGUGCUUGCCGUCGUCACAGUCUAUCUAUUAACCAUUGUGACAGCGGCAGCUGAAGAACCGCACAAACGAACAACAGCAACAACAUCAUCAUCGUCAUUAUCAGAUACUACCUCUACAAAAAGAUACACAAAGGAAUAACAGUGAAAAAAUCGUUAAACGUUUGGAUACAACAAUAUCAUCUACAUAUUGUGGUUCCACUAGCUACUACAACUAUACAUUUACACCGAUAAUAAUAAUAAUAAUAAUAAUAGUAAAGAGGAAGGAAGGUAAUAUCUCGGUGAUUGCUACGAAAUAUCGUUUCUGUGUGCCCGAGUGCAAGAAUUGAAAGGCAAGGAAAAGAUUUGCCCUAAGGAUACAUAAUAAUAUAAUAGAGUGAGGAAUAAGGAUAAAAAUCGUAAAGAAAGAUCUUUACGGAGAACGGAAGAGCAUCGUGAGAAAUACAAAUAAGGCAUCAACGAUAACAGCGCUAAAGCAAGUUUUUCGCCCUGGAUUAGCCCUGCGAUACACUUUGUGUUGAGUUGUUGUGUGGAGUGUGCUGAAGAGUCCCAGUUCAGUGGCCUGCCCAUCGGGGCUAGGGCCUACAGCGGACAUACAACCACAAUGGACAUUCUUCCCUCAGGGAGCAUCUUCAACGAGUUGCAGGCGAUCCACGAUACAGGAUACCUGCCCUCGACGCCUUCGCUAGAGGAGACAUGGCAACAGACAAUCCUCGAGAUGGAACGAUACCUAAAGAAUGAGCCGCGAACCGACGCCCUUGACGAAGGAUUGGUAGAAGACGUUUUCAUGCGGUCGUGGGAGGACAUCUCGCAAGGGGCCAAAGAACGUCUAUUAUGCAGUUCCAUCUCAUCACACCUGGACAGCGGAAUUGGCAGCUCCGAAGAAACAGAAGACAUAGAUGAGUUCAAUGGCAAUGCGGAAGAAAUCGAUGCAGUUAGUGUUUCAUCAUCGAGUAGCGUGUCCUGGGAUAGCGAUACGGCUCCAGUUGCUUCGCCGUCGACAGCCAAACGGCGGAAGGCCCUUAUUCCGGAAGGCAUGAUGGCAACGAUGAAAAUUCUGCCGGUCGGUUCGGGACAUCCGUUGUCUCCCCCAUCAUCGCCAGAUGUCUCUCGUAAACAGGCCGUUUCGUCGACUGUUUCGUUCAGAGUAUCGUCAAGUCGAAAUCGCCGCUUCGAGGCUGAGUCUGGCGGAAAGCGACGCGUACAUCGCUGCCAGUUCAACGGAUGCAAGAAGGUCUACACCAAAUCAUCGCAUCUCAAGGCGCAUCAGCGAACGCAUACUGGAGAGAAGCCAUACAAGUGCUCGUGGGAGGGUUGCGAGUGGCGGUUCGCCCGAUCCGACGAACUAACGCGCCAUUACCGGAAACAUACGGGUUCGAAGCCGUUUAAAUGCAGCCACUGCGAUCGCUGUUUCUCGCGGUCGGACCACCUAGCCCUACACAACAAACGCCAUCAGCCCUGAGAACGUCGUUACAAUGUUUGCUACGCCGUCAUGACAACACGCUAUCUCCCCCGCUGAGCUAUUGUCACAACUCCAGCCGGUGUUUACGUUCAUGCAAAGUAUGGAUUUCAGCGGGAAGAUAUGGACAGAGAACACGGACGUCGAUGAGAGAUAGCCAUCUAACGAAAAUCCCUUAACUCAGAAUGAAAAAUUCAGCAGCGACAAAAUGACAAUCAGGCACGAUUGACCUCAAACGAACCUCGAUAAGUUAAGCAGUAGUUUAAAAAUGGCGUCAGUUUGUUGAUAUGGAACUCACGACACAACAGCAACGAGCGGAUAUCGACAAUGGCCGAUUCCGGUACACGGCGACGUAGACUCACUUGAUUGAUCAUUGAUUGGUUAAUAAUGGAUUUACGGUCGAUGUGAAAUAACGAAUUCAUUGUGGUAAAAUAGUUUCCUUGCUGACGAUAAAAUAUGCUGAUGGUGUAACACGUAUGGAAGCCCACCUGUUAGUGCACAGCGGGAUUGGCAUAUUUUCUAUGUUAAAGUAAUUGAAUAGAUAUACUACUGACAACGCUGAUUACACAUAAAUAUACACAUACAUAUAUACAGGUAAACAUCACUGGGAUUGUUGAAUUAACGUGACAAAAUAGGGACGGUCCGCAUGGUUUCGUCUGAUGAUCACUAAAUAUAAACUGGGAAAAUUCUAAAUGAGUGCUCGUUUUCGGAGACUUCGAGAAGUUUACGAAGCUUAUUAGCCAGCUAGCUAACCCUCAUGACCAACUGGGCUGCCAUCUAUCUAAUACUGGUAGCACUCAUAUAUAUAUGAAGCGUUCGUGCUAGUACGUCAGGCCCGAGUGACCCUGCUUGUAACGGAUUUAGGACCACUCGCCUCGACGCACUAGCAUAAUGAUCUGAUUGUGAAGAAUAAUGUAAAACUGGGACAUCGCGCGCUCUCUGAGUGAAAUUACACUGAAACGUCAUUUGUAAUGAUGAUAAUCUGUAGAAGUAGCUAUUGAUAAGACCUGCGAAGGGAAGGCGUACAGAUAGCUAGCUACAAGCUGUAACAAGUAGAUCUGCAACGAUAACCACAAGAUGGUGAACGCGCUAAAUGAAUUGAAUGAACAGACUAAUUAUGGAUGCAUAGAAAUCUCUCUCUCUCAAUAUAUAUACAUAUAUAAUGGUAUUUACAAUAUAUAUAUAUACAUACAUACAUACUUACUAGAUCGUAAUGACACGAAAUGGAAGACAAGGCAAAGCAAAACUCAUUAUUCUAAUAGCGCACAUAUAAACACAUACACCAAUACGUUGACGGAUAUCGACAGAACGCGACUGUAAUGGAAAAACGUCUUCACCUUCAUGAGCGAACGAUAUCGUCCAUUGAAUGUAAUGAAAAACAAAGAAAUUCAAGUUGAAUAGAAAAUUUGAGCGAAAUCUCUUUGCUUUCCGCAUAGACGGCGAAAAGGUAACUGAAAAUGGCCGUAUCACAGUUGUGGUAUGUAUUGCAGUAUGUCGUAAUUGCAUUAGAAGCGCUAGAGGAAACAGUACUAAUAACCAUCAUAGGUUCCUGUAGUACCAGCGGUAAGAUUAGUGAUGCUGGUAACAGAAAGAAAUUACGGUAGAACUAAAAAUGGCUAUAGAUGUAAGCCCGCCGGAGAGCCUCGAAAUUUCGAUCUCUAUGUCAUCUUGUCAAUGGCGAACAGCCACGAACACAGCAGCUGGACGAGCCCAGCGAGCACAGAAGAGGACGACAACGAUUACGGCGAGUCCAGCGAAAAAUAAGUCAUAAAUAUUGUGCAAUAUUUAGUGUAUACUGUGUAUUCAUUUCUGGGACGCGAUCGUGUUGCCGAAUUCGCAGAGCUCUUGCUGCUCGCUACUUUUGUACUGUAGAAUGAUGAUUAGCUGAAGAUAGAAAGAACGGUGAUCCAACGGCUGAUAGUGUCAUACCCGCCGAAGUGUGAGCUUAAGAACGAAAGACUUGAAAACUCGAGGAACGACAACGACUAUCGACUGGUUGAAAGUCUAAGGGCACUGGGACCAGGGGCCUGAGAAAGGCCUAAGGACAUAAAGAUCAAUACGCCAGUAACCCUUCACAGAGCAUGAGAUACUCAAAUUUCCCAACGAUUACAGCAUUCAAAAAUAGACAACUAAACUGACGCCAGACAAGUUAUUGUCCGAGGAUUGUAGGACUACGCGCACAGGAGUGGGGACGAGUGCAGCGACUGCGGAUGCGACGACCCGAUCAUAAAAUGAUCACGGCUCCCGGUGAGGCAGGGCGUCAUCUUGCGACCCAAGAGGAAAAGGACAGAAACGGAACGCAAAACAUUAAGUAGUAGAAAGGUAAAAAAACAACGCCGAAAUCUACACUGCCUAAGUUAGAGGACAACAGCUAUUCGACAGCGAUGUUUUCACUAUGGAAACAAAAACUCUCCACAGAAGAUGGUCCCUAAACGACGACGGCAAACAAGAGAUGUUCGUGUCGGACGUCCACGGAGCACUCAUGGCGAAAAUGCCCGCUAUGACGUCGUCGGUACCCCGCCGUCGGUUGAUUGCCGAUGCGAGCUCUCUACAGGCGACGACGAAGCGGACUGACUCAUUUGCUACUUGGUAUAUACAAAUUAUAUAAAUAUAUUAAUAGGUACCUCAUAACGGUAUAAGAGAUUGGUAUUGUACGGACUGACGGACGACUAUAACGUAAUAUAAUAGUGACAUGUGUACUACACGGAAUGCAGUAGUAACAACCCUUGGUGUUUAUAUAUACAUAUACACAUAUAUAUAUAUGUAUGUAUAUAUAUAUAUAUGCAUAUAUAUAUGUAU
Molecule: messenger RNA, 6293 nt
Organism: Varroa destructor (honeybee mite)
Lineage: Eukaryota; Metazoa; Arthropoda; Arachnida; Mesostigmata; Varroidae
Product: Krueppel-like factor 6
Biological process (GO): regulation of transcription by RNA polymerase II
Molecular function (GO): RNA polymerase II cis-regulatory region sequence-specific DNA binding; DNA-binding transcription factor activity, RNA polymerase II-specific
Source: RefSeq, a predicted model, not a curated record